Messenger RNA from Heterostelium album PN500, 738 nucleotides. Its product is annotated as glutathione S-transferase family protein. The record is from RefSeq and is a predicted model, not a curated record. The transcript has 3 exons. Lineage: Eukaryota; Evosea; Eumycetozoa; Acytosteliales; Acytosteliaceae. Bases 1 to 738 code for a protein of 245 amino acids.
AUGAAUGAAACUAUACCAAUGGAUGUCUAUGGAACAGGAUCGCCAAAUGUGCAUAAGGUUCUCUUUGCUUUAGAGGAGAUGAACAUUCCACAUGUAUUUCACCAAAUCAACAUUAAGAAAGGUGAACAAUAUAGUGAAAAGAUAAAAAAAAUAAAUCCAAAUUGUAAGGUUCCUGUGAUUGUAGACCACUCUGUACCAGGUGAUAUUGUGGUCUUUGAAUCCGGUAACAUAUUGCAGUACUUGGCAACUCGUUACGGUAAUGGUCGAUACCUUCCCAGUCAAAUCAAGGAUAUAAAAGGUCAUACAGAAGUAAUGAAUUGGUUAUUCUGGCAAAUGGCUAAUCUCGGACCAAUCUUUGGACAAUUCUACCACUUCUUUUUCUACUCGGUUGAAAAGCAUCCCUAUUCAUUCCAAAGAUACUUGAAUGAAUUAACUAGAUUACUUUAUAUCAUUGAAGAUCGUUUAGAAAACAACGAGUUUAUUGUUGGAAAUGAAUAUACUGUUGCAGAUAUGGCAAUAUUUCCCUGGGUCAGAUAUAUUCCAGGCAUUCCAGAUAUUAACUCUCAGGAAUUCCCUAGAAUCAUGAAAUACAUUGAUAUCAUGAAAACAAUUCCAUCGGUCCAAAAGGUACUCUUUGUCAUCGAAGAGGAACAUAAAGCCAAUCCACCAAGCUUGCCAACCGAUGAGGAACGUGCAUGGAUGUUUGGACAAGAUGGUAGAAAGAAGUCAUCAAAUUAG